CUUUUCUCGAGUAACUCAGUAAUCUACAUAUUGCUAUAAACACUGAAACCACUCUCGCAUCAUGCCGACGAGAAGAGUUCAAGACAAGACGGGAGAACAGAUCAACGAAGGAGACUACGUGUAUACAAGGUAUCGUGGAGGAACCCACGAGGGAGAAGUUGACAAGGUCGUUACGGACGAGGCUGAAGCACAUGAAGAAGAGGUAGCCAAUCCACCCAAAAUGACUCGAGCCUGGGGUACUGUUACAGUGCUUUGGGUCUCCAUUAGCGAUAGCUCGGUGUUAGUGGCAAAGCAUAAAAGUUGUCUUAGUUUCCCGAUAUCUCACGGGUGGCCCGCGGAGGCUUGCGAUUCUGAUGCCUGGAUCGCGACUGGAUCUUGGCUCUCUCCAGGUCAAGACCGCAAAUCAAUGACGAAGGAGCACACUAUUGCUGGCUAUAUCCGUCAGCAGUUUCUCUCUGCCCGUCUCUAUCUUGCAUCACUGAAACUGCAUAACAUGCGGCUGUCUGCCCUAGCUAGACAUCUCCUUUACGGGGUACUCUUGAGCCCUGCGCCUGUGCCAAAUUCGGAACAUGAUCUUGUCUCAAUUUUGUCGAAUGCAGCCAAAGAUCCCCUGGUGAAUAAGAGGGUAUCGUCUGUGGCUGCAGGCAUCAAAUCAGGUCUUGCGACAAACGAGGUUUUGCAACAAUCUGGAGAUGAGCAGGUGCAACUGGCACUGAAAAAGAUCGAGGUAAUAUUCACCAAGAAGAGCAGCUCGACAAUGCUGGAUUUUGCAAAAGACAUGGUGGCCUCCGGCCUAGUUCCUCCCAAGAUCCUCACCGUCUUGAAUGGUUAUCUGAGCGCCAAAAUUAACUCGGCUCAUAACCUAAAUCCUGACCUCAAAAGCGGGCGUAUAUACCCGUCUAAAGCAACCGAGGAUGCACCGUAUUCCAUCCCAGAAGCAGCUCUUAGAGAGGCUAUCCAUAUGCCAUCUUUCUCCCAAGAGGAGAACAACAGUGGAAGGAAACCAGUGAUCUUGGUUCCAGGAACGGCCGCACCUGCUGGAACAUCGUUUUAUUAUAAUUUCGGGAAGCUGGGCAACGCUAUCCCGGAAGUUGACAUGGCUUGGGUUAAUAUACCCCAAGCCUCUCUGGGAGAUGUCCAGGUUACCGCUGAAUACAUCGCAUAUGCCAUUAACUACAUGUCCAGUCUCUACCAGUCCAAGGUUAACAUCAUCUCUUGGUCCCAGGGCGGGUUGAACACACAGUGGGCCCUCAAAUAUUGGCCAUCCACCCGGGCCUCAGUGGAGGAUUUCAUUGCAAUAAGCCCUGAUUUCCGAGGGACUGUUGAGGCCAGGCUGGUGUGCCCCUGGCUUGCGGGGAUAAUGUGCACCCCCGCACUGUGGCAGCAGGGGUGGGACGCUAAGUUCGUUCGCACCCUGAGGGCACUCGGGGGGGAGUCGGCUUAUGUUCACACAACGACCAUCUACUCUUCAUUUGACGAGGUUGUGCAGCCGAUGGAUGGAGACCAAGCAUCCGCGAUCCUCGAGGAUGCGCGUGGAGUUGGCGUGUCCAAUAAUCACUUACAGUCUAUUUGCGCCCACAAGCCCGCAGGAGGAUUGUACACGCAUAAAGGAGUGCUAUACAACCCACUUACAUGGGCGCUUACCAUCGACGCGCUAACCUAUGAUGGGCCCGGUAACCCUUCGCGAGUCAACGUCACCACCGUGUGUCAGCAAUCAAUUCCUCCACAGCUUGGUCUGGACGACUUGCUAGGCACAGAAGGACUUGUACUAGUAGCUCUGUCGGAAACCCUGAGGUAUAGACCGAAGACAUUCGCGGAACCCGAAAUCAUAGGCUAUGCCGCUUCAGCGCCCGGAGUAGGGGUGAAAUACCGAACUUGA
This is a messenger RNA of Aspergillus costaricaensis CBS 115574, 1879 nucleotides long. RefSeq names its product putative lipase. NCBI's taxonomy places the organism in Eukaryota, Fungi, Ascomycota, Eurotiomycetes, Eurotiales, Aspergillaceae. The transcript is spliced from 8 exons. The record is from RefSeq and is a predicted model, not a curated record. Bases 62 to 1879 code for a protein of 605 amino acids.